CUUUGCUUCUACUUUUAGUAGAAGGUCACUGAACAAAGAAACGCAUCAAUCUCUUUUCGCUAGCCGUUGAGUGGCUGAACUUAAAUUUUCCUUUGUGGCAUUGUUCGACCUUGUUGCUUGCGCUGGUGCGUGCGCGGAUUUAGUGAGAGACAAAGAAAAGUGCGCAAUGCGAAUGAGUUCACUUCGGUGCGCUUUCGUCAGCACACUGACGCGAGGACAGGAGGGCACAUACAAGGAUCGGCUUCUUAAAGCGAAUCCUAGGGUUAGUGUGUGCAGUCCGAGUUUCAACCAGUAAGCCAUUGUUCUACGUCUAUAUCGGUGCUUACGCAAAACUGGAAUUCCAGAUUCAUCAGCAAAAGAAAAACAGGAAAUAAUAGGAGAAAAACGAACAACGUUGUAAACAGUGAUACAAGGAGGUCAAGAUGUUGAACCGCGUGGGCAGCUGGUUUGUCAAGAAGCUGGAUAAAGACGGUGAUGGGAAAGUUACCAUUGAUGAGGUGGAAGAGAUGGUGGAGGAUGCAAACAACCGCAUCCGAAAGACCAUCGCGCCGGUAGCACUACAGACGGAUGUCUCUGGAUGCUUGAAAAUUAUUUCACGCAACCAGCAACGCUGAUGAUCAUCGACACACAUAUUUCCAAGAAAAUAUUUUUGGUGACCGGUCGGAGAACAUCAUAUAUGCGUACGUUUCCAUGGAAAUACAACAGGUACAGGGUUUCCUACAGAAAUACCGUUGGACCGCCGAGUUAGGCGUUGGGUAUGUCGGCUGCUUCUACGGCGGCAACUUUUCGCAUUGUUUCCUCUGCGCCAGCGCCUUUCAAUCCGCGGAGGGCCAGGCGGUUGUGAAGAAUUUGAAGGAGUUGCAGCAGAUCACCAGGGUGAGUAGUACAGAGACAAUUAAUCUUGCGGUCUCCUCGUUUUUUCUUCGCGUAUCGCAGCAAUUAUGAAGCGCUCAAGUUGCUGCAUCUGCAUGCUAUGUAUAAUGAAUUAUCGGAAACGGAAUUCAACAUCUGAAUCGCCAAAAUAAACCCCCUCUAGGAAUCAACGAAGCGCUUUACUGAUUCCCUUGGCGCGGACGGUGCCAUUCUGGUGGCCGCUUCCAGCGGUUCCGCGAGCAAUGACGGCUCCCCAAGCGACGAUAGCGUGGAGAUUCCAUCCUCGACGUUCAUGGCAAUUUUGACCAGUGUGGAGCCAGACCGAAUCUCAAAGUGCGUGCGCAGCUGCUACACUGGUAGAAUACAACGUACUAGAAGUUGUGUUUGUGUUAUCAACGAUCUUUAUUGAAUCAAACCCUGAAGCUGAACAAGAUGUCACCAUGCAUCCAUUUCUCAAGUCCCUGGACGAGCACCUCCGAUGUAGAAAGCGUUUGACAAGAGAAGCGAAAGCUUACGAUGGUGACAUAGAUGUUCUCCAUACUGAUUAAGCGGAAGCGCUAGCUAGCAUGAGGCACUUCACGAACCGGAACUGGACCCUGAAACAAUUUCUACAGGUCUCCUCGUGGCGCUGUGCUCUGCAAUAAACGACAAUGCUGCAAAGCUGGGCUUGGGAUUGACGCUGGGAGACCGCAUUGCAACUUUUCUCAUCUCCAUUGCAGACCGAUUUAUGUCAGAGGUAAGAUGAACGUUGCGCGAGAAGUGAGUACUAUUUGAUAACAGUGCAGUGUCAGUGUCCAUGCCCAAGAUUGUCUGAAACUGCGCUCUGACUUCCGAUAGAUAAAGCAGUGACAUUUACGUUUUCCGAGCAGGUAACAACACCCUGGUAUUGUGGUUGAGCGAGACGAGUCAAACAACAAAUUGACCAUGAAAAAUUCAGGCGGAAGAGAAGAUUGCCCUGGAAGACGGCAGUGCGGCAAUCGAGGACAACGCCAACGAUGCCAACGCAGAUGAUUCCAAAGAAGGCAAAGCAGUCGUCCCGUUCAAUAAGAAGAAGGGAAAGAAAUCCCAGACACAGGCGCUCGCGUGGACGAAGUUGGCAAUCCGGGGAUGCGCGAGCCUAAGCGAGGGAAAAGAAUGUCUGGUCUCGGUGUUGAGAUAUGCAGUUUUGUAGUUCCCCUUCCCCGCAAGCAGCUGUGGUAGUGUGUAUGAUUUGUCUAGUAAGAACGCACCGCUUGCCGGUGCAGACACCUACGAGGUGCAAGAAUGCAUGAAAAGGCACAUGCGAACAAAACAAAACAAAUUUCGUAAAACCGGGUCAGGCACAACAUUUCGACUUUGAUUCCGGAGUUUGGGCGUCUACAUCUCCUGGAAAUUGAAAGACAUGGCUGCGGUAGUUUUUUUGUGAGGUUAUGACACCCUCCGCCUCCUGAGAAUCCCCUUGAUUUCCUUCCUCCAGAUGCUUCAUUUCAUUUUUUCUCUGGACUACUAGCUAGUAUUGCUUAUUGUUCUGACUACUCUUACUCUAGACGUUCAGAAACAAAUAAAACUAUCGAAACUCUACAGACCUGGUCUACGUGUCACUGGGGUGGAUGCAAGAUUGCGACCAGCUUCUUCGAGUUGAUGGCACACGAAGACGCCGCUUUGCAGGAAAUGCUCGGCUUUGGUAUUGGUGGUCUUGGCUUUGCCUAUCACUUGCGGCACUUUAACGGCCCCGAGCUACCGACAGUGCUGAAGCCAAUCCUGAUGCCGUUCACCUUCCUCGAAGCGUUUCUCCGUGGUAUCACCCUGGCUAACAACAGCUGAGGAGCUGGAGCUGCAAGGCGCAGGCGCCAUUGAUUAUUCUGAGUUCGAAAAAUUAUAGCGAAAUUAAUCUAGUGAAAGAAAUAGAAAGAUUGGAAUGUUGGUAACUAAUCCCUAUCCCAUAUUUUCCCUUCGUCUCUGUUAUCAGAGGUCGUUUUAAAGUGUGUUUUACAUUUGUAUGAAAAAGGUAACUGUUAUUGUUGUGGAGUGUUGAGAAGUUUCUCUACCCAUUGAAAAACCUGAUUGAAAAAGAUCGCCUUAUAAUAUAAGAUUGUUGAAAAUGGAGAUACCAUUGUCGGCAGUUACUGCCAAAAAAUAUUGUACGACUGCAUCGCACUCGAGUUUUACCUAACUUUGGUUUAGCUCGAUCUGGCGGGGAAACCCCACAGGCCCAUCCACGUAUGGAUAUGGUAAGGUAUGAUCCAGCGCACAAGCAUAAAUGAAACCGACCUCAUGUAAAAAAAUGUAUCAAACGCGAAGUUACAACGAAAUACAUGAUACAUCUUGUACUAAAUAACAAAAACACAGUUGUAGCAAUCUACUUCUAUCCCCUCGUACCCAACAUUUUCCCAAAAAUACGUCGGCUGAUGUAUGUGUCUUGCGACAAAGAGAAAGACCAAGAUGACUAAAAGAAUCAAUAGAAAACCAAGAUUGAUUUUGCAUUUCUACUGACCGGAAAAGGUAUAACAACAAAGUAAAGGAAACAACAAGAAAAUGAAAAGCGAAACAGCAAGGUCGAGGCGAAGUUGAAAGCCAAAGCUAUGACAAAGAGACAUAUGGUUUUGGCCGAGGUGAAGUUGUGUACGCCCACGAGGAGGGGAACAGAGAUGAAGCUGCACCAGCGCCAGACUACGUGACAGCAUUGUCCCCUCAUGUUCAGGAGCACGAG
Molecule: messenger RNA, 3562 nt
Organism: Amoebophrya sp. A120
Lineage: Eukaryota; Dinophyceae; Syndiniales; Amoebophryaceae
Source: the annotation of a GenBank genome assembly